Jaculus jaculus (lesser Egyptian jerboa) is the source of this 3561-nucleotide messenger RNA. It is a transcript of the gene Ets2, whose product is annotated as ETS proto-oncogene 2, transcription factor. Gene Ontology annotation, molecular function: sequence-specific DNA binding; DNA-binding transcription factor activity, RNA polymerase II-specific. The transcript has 10 exons. NCBI's taxonomy places the organism in Eukaryota, Metazoa, Chordata, Mammalia, Rodentia, Dipodidae. The coding region runs from base 121 to 1533 and encodes 470 amino acids. Gene Ontology annotation, cellular component: nucleus. Gene Ontology annotation, biological process: regulation of transcription by RNA polymerase II; cell differentiation. The record is from RefSeq and is a predicted model, not a curated record.
ACACAGAGUAGACUGAACGAACUUAAAUUUGAUUAGCAGAAUGUCUGCCUAAAGCCAUUAAGUAGAGUGCUUUAAUUCUAUGGAUUUUCACAAAAGUCAUUAAAAGCUAGGCAACAAAAGAUGAAUGACUUUGGAGUCAAGAACAUGGACCAGGUGGCCCCCGUGGCUCACGGUUUUCGAGGGGCACUCAAGCGCCAGCCAGCCUUUGACACCUUUGAUGGUUCUCUGUUUGCUGUCUUCCCCUCUCUCAAUGAAGAGCAAACACUCCAAGAAGUACCAACAGGCUUGGAUUCCAUUUCUCAUGACUCGGCCAGCUGUGAGUUACCCCUGCUCACUCCCUGCAGCAAGGCUGUGAUGAGCCAAGCCUUAAAAGCCACCUUCAGUGGCUUCCAGAAGGAGCAGCGGCGUCUGGGCAUUCCCAAGAACCCCUGGCUGUGGAGCGAGCAGCAGGUGUGUCAGUGGCUGCUCUGGGCCACCAACGAAUUCAGCUUGGUCAACGUCAACCUGCAGCGGUUCGGCAUGAACGGCCAGGUGCUGUGCAACCUGGGCAAGGAGCGCUUUCUGGAGCUGGCACCGGAUUUUGUGGGUGACAUCCUCUGGGAACACCUGGAGCAGAUGAUCAAAGAGAACCAAGAAAAGGUGGAAGAUGAGUUUGAAGAAAACUCACACCUCAACUCGGUCCCUCAUUGGAUCAAUAGCAAUACUCUAGGCUUCAACGUCGAGCAGGCGCCAUAUGGAAUGCAGGCCCAGAACUACCCCAAAGACAGUCUCCUGGACAGCAUGUGCCCGCCAUCUGCCACCCCCAGUGCUCUGGCCUCAGAGCAGGACUUCCAUGUGCUCCCCAAGUCAAGGCUCAACACCGUCAACGUCAGCUACUGCGCUGUUGGCCAGGACUUCCCCGGCAGCAACCUGAAUUUGCUCACCAGCAGUUCUGGGAAACCCAAGGACCACGGCUCCCCUGAGAACGGUACAGACAGCUUCGAGAGCUCCGACUCACUGCUGAGGUCCUGGAACAGCCAGUCGUCCCUGCUGGAUGUGCAGCGGGUGCCUUCCUUCGAGAGCUUCGAGGAUGACUGCAGCCAAUCCCUGUGCCUCAACAAGCCCACCAUGUCCUUCAAGGACUACAUCCAGGAGAGGAGCGACCCGGUGGAGCAGGGCAAACCUGUCAUUCCUGCGGCUGUGCUGGCUGGCUUCACUGGAAGUGGACCGAUCCAACUGUGGCAGUUUCUCCUGGAGUUGCUCUCUGACAAGUCCUGCCAGCCCUUCAUCAGUUGGACAGGGGACGGCUGGGAGUUCAAGCUUGCUGAUCCUGAUGAGGUGGCCCGCCGCUGGGGAAAGCGGAAGAAUAAGCCCAAGAUGAACUACGAGAAGCUGAGCCGGGGCUUGCGCUACUACUACGACAAGAACAUCAUCCACAAGACGUCGGGGAAGCGCUACGUGUACCGCUUCGUGUGCGACCUCCAGAACUUGCUGGGGUUCACGCCCGAGGAACUGCAUGCUAUCCUGGGUGUCCAGCCCGACACGGAGGACUGAGGUCUCUGGGACCGUCCUGAGCCAGCCCCGGGCCCCCGGGGACUGAAUGGGAAGCCCAUCUUGACCCACUGCUCCAAGGACCUCUGGAGGGCGGGAUCGAACCCCCUCCUGGGAACGUCGCCAAAAAGCAGUGGCCUUAUUUCAUCCCAAAUGCUGCCUCUUCGCCAAGGCUGUCUCCUUUGUGAUGGAAAGCGGCCCAGCCUCCAUUCUGCAGAUGGGCAAGUGCGGCUGGCAUGGAAGGAAGAGGCCCAGGAGGCCCCCUGGCUCCCAGCAGCCAGUGCCGCACCGUUCCGGCUGUUUGAGAUUCUCCGGGGAGCAAGCAUAUUGUGGUCGCACAAACAUCUCAACACAUUGGUUUUCCUUUGGCCUUUUCAACCAAAGCCGUCUCUGUUUGCGAGAGGGCCAGGAGGGUGGGAGAGAAGUGAUUGCGGCAUUUCGGAAGUCAGUGUGUAUAUAUUACUGUAUCUUGAAAUUGUCAGAAUCCACUAACAGUUCUAUUUAACAGAAAUUGUAUAUUGUAAUUUAAAGUAAUUAUAUAACUGUAUUUGAAUCAAGAAUGCAGACAUCCAAUAGGUUAUCCUUUUUUUUUUUUUUUUUAAUAGCGCACAGGAACGGCGUUUUAUAAAAAUUUCAUUGGCCCGUGGUAGGCUAAGAGCCAUUGUACUGUGCAUGCUGUUUUCCUUUGACAUACCUGUAAGAAUGAGGCCGAAGGGGUCACCCCUGGUUUUUAUUUUUGUUUUAUUUGUUCUUGUUUUGCCUUGCUUAUUAUCUGGCCAGGACUUUGUACAGUCGGGUUUUUCUUGUUGUUGUUAUUGGUGUUUUUUAUAAGAGACAAUGUUAUUAUCUGGGAGUGUCUGGCCUCUUUGCAUUUUUCCUGAAUUGUUCAGUAAAAGCUAUAGAGCAGUAUUUUUCUUGACAAAUGGCAUAUGUUUUCCACUUCUAUGCAUGCCUUAAGUCAGUUUAUACACAAAUACAUUUUAUUUUUUGUGUAACUGUGUUCCCGGCAGCUCGCCUUCUUCCCCAAGCCAGCCAUUUCCUUCCUGCGCCCCAAGGUAUCCUCUGUGACUACAAUAAGACUAUUUUUGGAAAUAUGUGACUCCUUUUCAGAGAUCAGAAGGGAUUUAUGUAGCAGCUAUUUUUACUGCAAAAGUAAUUCACUGGAACAAAAAAAUUGUAAUUUGUACAAAAGCUUUAUUUUUAUCUCAGCUCUGUGUAAAGUGAAAUUCCUUGUACGGGGUGGGGGCGGGGCCGGGGGGAGGUGUCUGUUCAGCCUUGAACCUUAGUGGAGUGUGUGGCUCCUCCCGUUCUGCUCUGUGGUGGUGUCUUGAACCUUCUAGACCACGUGUUCUUUCUGUUCCAAGUCCUCAGCAAGAUCGUUUUUCUCUCUUGCUUUCUGGGACAUGGAUAUCCAGAAACACACAGAGAGUGAGGGCAAAACUGCGUUGGAGUGGUUCAUACCGGGGAAACAUCCAGAUGCACGUGGACUACUGGUGACUUUGGGAGCAUCCAAGCGCACCAUGGGGCCCUGUAGGGCCUUUAUCUCAUCGUGGUUGAUUUCAAAGUUGGGCAGGCUUCCCCAUUCCUAGCAGGGUGGCCCCAGGUCAGUGAGUGACAUCUGUGAAGAAUCACGUGACGAGACCCCACAGGGACACAGGAUGAGCUGGGUCCUCCUCACCAGGCCUAGGAUGACUUGGCCCGCAUGCCCUGAAAAAAAACUGCAGAACAGUUAAGCACAGGAUGUCUUAUUUAUCCCGGGACAUCUGUUUCUAAUCUAAACACAUGUGACUGGGAACUUGUGGAAAGAAACCCAAGCCGUCAGCUCAGUUCCUGUGGAGUGGGGCCUCGUGAAGGUGCCCAUCCGCACAGGUUUUCAUCAGCGCGGAUGGCAGUUUUAUGUGGGUGAACCAAACUGUUAAGGAUGCUGAAGUCCUUAGAAGCCUUUGGCGUGGUCACAGAUGGCUCUUAAGUAUAAAUUUUUUUGUAAUUUGGCCUCUUGUUUCUCAAAUAAAAGUAUUUGGUUUACAUAAA